AUGGCAGAGGCAAACAGCUUCGACCCGGUGAAGGCGGAGGAACACCUCAGGGAAGUGAUAACUGCUGCGACUUGGCGGGACAUGAGCCGGAAGAGCGCGCGGGAGAAGCUGGAGGAGAAGUUGGGAGUGGCGGCUGAGGGGCUGAAAGAACACAAAAAAGAAAUAAAUGAAAUAAUUGACAAAAUAGUUUCGGAGUUGAAUGCAGAGGAAGAAGAAGAGGAAGAAGCAGAAGCAGAAGAAGACAGAAAAAGCCAGCAAUCCGAGGCUGAGGGAGAAAGCGACGAAGAGCAGCAGCCGGCAAAAAAACAAAAGACAGGAAAUGAACCGCCGAAGAACUUGAAAAAGUUGCAAUCUGCACUGAUGUCUCGGCAAAGCUUUUUAGAAAAGGCUCCUGUGAUGAAUUCCAAAAUUGGAAAUUUAAUUUUCCAAAUGAAACCCCGCACCUUCAGCAGCGGCUCUUGCGGAUGGUUCCAUGGAGGCAAAGUGGCCAUUAAAGUCGGAGACCAGGAAAUUUGGUGUCAGUUGGGGGUGAACUGCACAGUGUUGGGCAGCAAGGAGUGGCGCGACGGGGCGAAGAAGGGGAAGAAGUGA
This is a messenger RNA of Eimeria tenella, 591 nucleotides long. RefSeq lists its product as uncharacterized. NCBI's taxonomy places the organism in Eukaryota, Apicomplexa, Conoidasida, Eucoccidiorida, Eimeriidae. The coding region runs from base 1 to 591 and encodes 196 amino acids. The record is from RefSeq and is a predicted model, not a curated record. The transcript has 6 exons.